CAAAAAACCAAUUUCGUGGGUGGGGUCUUUGUGCUUUGAUAUAAAUUGAUAGCAAUAGUGAAACGAAGACAUUGUACAUCCAGUGUUUUGUGAUCUACAAACAAAAGUUCUUUUACCUAAGACAAAAUGUUCAAGUUCGUCGUCAUCCUCGCUACCAUCUCCUGCGCUCUGGCCGCCCCAAAAGCUGAUCCAUCGGUCGCUCUAGCGGCUCCCGUGAUAGCCCCAGCAGUAGUUACCGCCCAAAGCUCACAAGUAAUCGCUAGAAACUACAAUGCUUUAGCAGCCCCAGUAGUAGCAGCCGCCCCUUACGUGAGAGCCGCCCCCUUAGUUGCUCCUGCUCCUAUUGUGAGAGCUGCUGCUCCUGUUUUGGCUGCACCCGCUCCUUACGUAGCUGGACCUGCUCCCUACGUAGCUGGACCAGCUCCUUACUUAGCUGCUUCUGCUCCUUUGUUAGCUAGUCCUUACUUAGCUAACCCUUAUGCUGCUCCCUUAGUGCUGUAGGAUGGCCUCGUAGUGAACCAAUUUUGUUGUGAUUAUAUUUUGUAUGAUGUGCAAUGUUUUGUAAAUAUUAAAGAAAUCAUUGUUUUGUUGCAAAAA
Messenger RNA from Anthonomus grandis grandis, 597 nucleotides. RefSeq names its product cuticle protein 16.5-like. Lineage: Eukaryota; Metazoa; Arthropoda; Insecta; Coleoptera; Curculionidae. The record is from RefSeq and is a predicted model, not a curated record. The transcript has 2 exons. Bases 127 to 501 code for a protein of 124 amino acids.